UGGAGAAACGGCAACGAAAACAUAACCUAAAAAUAUUUAAACCAAUAAACACAACUUAGAUUUGUUACAAAUUGCGUCAACUCAUAAAAUGUGUUAUAGUUUUUGUAGUUAUUACUAUCAAGCUUUUUAUAAGAACUUCUAGAAUUUAAUCAGAGCAAGAAUUUGACGAAAUUUUAUGAAGCAAGCCACUGACAAUGUCAACAAACACUGUAUCACCUAGAAACGAAACGAACAAUGAAGGAGGAGGUGACGAAAAGGAAAUAGAUGAAGGAGGAGGAGGAGAAGGAGAAGACGAAAAGGAAAUGGAUGAUGGAGAAGGAGAAGUAAAAAGCCAGGUGCAAAAUGUAUCGACCGAUUACUGCAACCCUCAGUUACCCGAAGACAUUACUGAGGAUGUCGGUGAUAAGUUGAGAGGAGAUGCAAUUGGUGACACUCUGUAUAGCGAACGAUUUGUGUUACUUGUUCUCAUGAAACUUAUCAAGAACAUAGAGAAAGUUGAAUGGUCGGAAGAAUUUGAAACAGAGAUGUGCAGUUUGUGGGACAUGACUAUUGAAAAAGACGUUGUACUUUUUCUACUGAAGCAUGAUUUCAUCAAACUAGCCACGUGUCUGCUGCAACUCCCCGACUUGGAGCCUAGAUUUUUGGAAAUAAUCGUAGGCAUUCUACACAACAUGUGCUGUGUGGAGGAAGUGAGAAAGGAGCUGUGUGAAAUGCCAGAGACCACUUCUUGCCUCAUGGACACUCUGUCUUCCAAUGACUCUCUCACUCUCGUUCAAGCGGUUCGCCUCUUGAACACAGUAGCCUGGGACGUGGUACACCAAGUGGAGGAACGCGAUCCGUCUCCCCAUUGGCUGGCGAGGGCCGUGGAUGACCUUCAACUGUCAUCAAGGCUCGCCUACAUUCUGCUGUCCUCGACUCGACCUGACUACUCUGCUGCACCCUCGAUCUCAUGAAUACGCUCUGUGUGCAUGCGCCUUCCUUCAGCGACAAGGACUUCAGCCGCUACUUUGCCAAUGAGGACAUAGCGUUCGGUCUGCUGGCCGCUUGGAGGCAGUUGUUCAGGGGCGGUAGCGGAGGCGGAUUGGAGGCGGCACACGCGGAUGUGCCAGCCAAGGCGUUGCGGAAGGCGGCCGAUCAGUGGGCGGCCAUUUUGAGCGCCUUUUCCGGACACGAGAUCGGCAAAAGUGUGCUGUGUUUGAACGCUGAGAAAAUCACUUCAAUUCUGAAUACAAUGCUGCAUCUAUCAGAAGACAACGAAGAUAUGCUGAGAGAUACCGUAGCAGUGCUAGAAGCUAUCAUUCCUAGUGGCUCUGAUAUUCCUACGAUUCUGCCCAAAUUAUUGAGGAUAUUGUACGAAUUGGAUAGAAAACCAAAGAAUGACGACGCAAUGUCAGAGGACUCGGAAAACCUAACCUUGAGAGAGGCACUGGAAAACUACUUUGAAUCGCUCAUAAUCCAUGUAGGAAACAAAUCAACUAUGGAAACCCAUAUGUCACAGUGCGACGAGAAUUUGAAACACCUUUUCUGGACAUUAUUGAGCGCAGAGAUCCUGAAUUGCUUCAGGAACAG
Nilaparvata lugens (brown planthopper) is the source of this 1569-nucleotide messenger RNA. RefSeq names its product protein saal1. The coding region runs from base 195 to 953 and encodes 252 amino acids. The transcript has 8 exons. The record is from RefSeq and is a predicted model, not a curated record. Lineage: Eukaryota; Metazoa; Arthropoda; Insecta; Hemiptera; Delphacidae.